CCUCUAUUAUUCAGCUGAGCAAAUCUUCCUUCGUAAAACUGCCUGUUAUUGACAAAAGUCAGAACUCAAGGCUCAUGCUUGAGAAGUUCGGCAUGAAGAAACGCAGUGUCAGCAAGACCAAGGUGUAUGACAAUGAUGGAACUCAUUGAAAUAGUUACUAUGGAACUCCUCAGAAAAUUAAUAAUCAGAAACAAAUGCACCGAACUGUUGAGAAGUAUAUAGAUCGAUCAGACAAAGGUGUAGUUAAAUAUCGAGCCAAGGAUGAUACCUCUAAUGCUCAUAAUACUCGUUGUAGCAUUUGUUGGUAAAAAUCAAGCUUCUUGCUGAUCACUUUGAUCCAAAUUUCAGAGACUCAUCCCAAACAACAAUAAAGCGAAUUUGCCAAUAAAAAUCAAAGGUAAAAUCAUCCUGAAUAGAAAGCUGGGGAGGCCAGCAAAUAAGCUUUCAGAAGACGAAAGUGAGGAAGAAGAGAAGGUAUUUACGAUAAAUACCUGUCAUGCCAAGGGCGAGAAGAACACACUCAAGGAGGUAAUCAAGCUAGAGGGGUAUAAGGAGACCAAAUCUAGUGGUGAAGGCAACUUGCUUUGGUACUACUCUGCAUUGAGGGAGAUUGACCUUAAGAUCCUCAGUAUUCGUCAAUGCAUGUUUAACAGGUACCCUCGUGCAAGUACUAUCUGACGGAAGAGGCAAUUUCAUAUUUUACUAAAGAAGUACCAGAGAUACUUUCCUGAGGACUACGACUUCAUCCCAAGGACUUAUUGUCUCCCUGAUGAAUAUAAGAGUUUCAAGAAGCGUUUUGAGAAAAAGAAUGACUCCUUUUUCCUGGCUAAGCCAUCGAAAGGCAAAGGUGGUGAUGGCAUCUUCUUCAUUAACAAGUCUACAGCGAUUUCAAAGGAAGAUAUGAAGCAGAACGAGUAUAUCGCUCAAGAAUAUAUCAAGAAUCCUUUGCUAAUUGAUAAGAAGAAAUUCGACUUCAGGCUCUACCUCCUUAUCAAAGGGGUUGACACUAUGAAGGCUUACAUUGCUUUUGAAGGCCUUGCUAGGUUUUGUACUGAGGACUAUACCAAGCCUAAGAAGUCUAAGAAGGAAGAGGGUGAAGAUGAUGCUCCACUGUAUAAACAUCUCACAAAUUUCUCAUUAAAUAAGAAAAAUGAAAAUUAUGUAUGAAACAACGAUUUCGAGAACAAUGAAAAUGAAGGGAACAAGCGGCUGCUUUCCACUAUUUUCAGGCACCUAGAGAACGAAGGGGUUGAUGUUGAUGAGAUCAAAGACGAUAUCAGGGACAUUUGCUCUAAACUGGUCCUCGCACUUCAACCUUUCUUGGUAAAUACAUUCCAUACAGAUAUGGGUGUAGGGGAAGAAACCAACCAGAACUGUUUCCACAUUUUUGGCCUAGACAUUCUCUUGGAUGAAAAUUAUAAGUCAUGGGUGAUGGAGAUCAACUGAUUUCCAAGCUUUAAUUACUUCUUUGACAAGACAGUGAUGGAUUCUGAAACUGGGAAGUCGAAAUAGCAUCAAAAUCGUCUCAGAUUUGGACAAAUACCUCAAGCCCAUAGUUGUAAGAGAAGCUAUUACAAUUGUUAGGGAUGGGAAGAUCCCUAAAGACUCGGUAUUUGACCAAGUCUUUCCGCCUCAGGACUAUCCCGAGGAUUACCGAGACUUCACUAUCUUCAAUGAAAUUAGGCUUUUGUUUGAGAUUCUAGCAGGAUUCAGGAAGCCGGACAUUCUCACCCUCGCACAAUUCCAAAAGAUCUGUUACUUUCCAGGCAUGAAGACUGAAACUUUGGGGAAGCCAGAAUAUGCUAUAAUAUUCUCCCAGUUUGCUAAGAGGGGAAACAAGUCGUUUAUGACAUUGGACAACUUUGGAAAUGCGCUAGAGCACUUGUCCAAGGUGCUCAAGAUCGGAAAGGAUGCUAACCCAAGACCUCUGGUCCGAAAGCUGCUGAAAUAUGCCCAGUCAAAGGCAUGUUUCUAACCUUGGCUUCUUGAGCAGUUCAAUAAA
Messenger RNA from Moneuplotes crassus, 2002 nucleotides. The record is from the annotation of a GenBank genome assembly. NCBI's taxonomy places the organism in Eukaryota, Ciliophora, Spirotrichea, Euplotida, Euplotidae.